ACUUGUGUGCUUCGCUCUGGGAAUGUGCACACUCUUAUUCGUUGUUAUUGGGAAUGGAUAUGGACAUCAUUAUGAAGUUUUUGACUUUAUUGAUAAGUUUCAGUCCAUGCGUUUUUGGACAGUUUGAGGAUAUUGAUGAUGAUAUUUUCCCCGACUUGACCGAAUUUGAUUAUGGAAUUGCUCCUCGUAGAGUGCCUCGCCAGUUGAAAACUAUGCUUACUAAGGAGACCAAACCACAUAUUCAGGAGCUCUCGGUGAAGACCACUAUCAUCUCCCGGUACGCGUUCACUGCGGUAUCGUGCAUCAUGCUCAACCGGCACUCAGCCGCCGCGGAUGGCGUCUUCCAGUUCCAGAUUCCUAAGAACGCCUAUGUGUCCAACUUCACCAUGAUAAUUGGGGGGCGUGUCUACCCGAGCGAGGUCAGGCCUAAGGAGAAGAAGGUCAAACAGGGCAAGGAGGGUGAGACCAAACCUAAGAACAAGGAGGCAGGUGAACCGAGUAGUGAAGUGGAGAUGGAGAUUUUCCGGAUGGUAGCCAACAUCCCAGGUCGUAAUCGAGGCGUGUUCAUGUUGACUUAUGAAGAGCUGCUCCAGAGGAGGCUGGGAAGGUACGAGCAUGUGACCAGCCUGAGACCCAUGCAGUUGGUCAGCCGUCUCAGAGUGGAUGUCACAAUUGUGGAUCAUUCCACCAUCACCUAUUUGGAGGUGCUGCCGCUACGCAAUGGAAAGAGCAACGGCCUAGUAACCAAUGGUGCCAAUGGAGCCAAGGCACCAGUCAAGUCUGCGCUACCCGUGUCCACGGUCAUCAAACAGAACAAAACGUUCUGUACGAUCAGCUUCAGCCCCAACAUUGUUCAGCAGGCCAAGAUCACCACCAGUGGCAUGCUGGGAGAGUUUGUGGUGCGCUACGACGUGGAGAGAGAACUGGGGAUCGGAGAUAUACAGGUUCUCAACGGCCAUUUUGUCCACUACUUCGCCCCCAAGGACCUGCCGGUGGUGCCCAAAAACGUUGUGUUUGUCAUCGACACCAGCGCCUCUAUGCUCGGGACCAAAAUGAAACAGACUAAGGAAGCCCUGUUUACCAUCCUGAGCGACCUGCGUCCAAGUGACCGUUUCAACUUUGUCAGCUUCUCCAGCCGUAUCAAGGUGUGGCAACCGAAGCAUCUGGUCUCUGUUACACCCCUCAACGUCCGAGACGCCAAGAAGUUCAUCUAUGGGCUCCAUCCCACUGGUGGUACGAACAUCGACAGUGCCAUGCAGGCGGGCUCCACGUUGCUAAGCAACCACCUGAACAACGUUCCAGAUGCCAACCACAACAGUGUCUCCCUCAUCAUCUUCCUGACGGACGGGCGGCCCACAGUUGGCGAGCGGCGGUCUCCCAGCAUCCUCAGUAACACACGGGCGUCGGUGAACGAGCGGUUCUGUGUGUUCACCAUCGGGAUCGGGAAUGACGUGGACUACAGACUCCUGGAGCGCAUGGCCCUGGAGAACUGCGGGAUGACGCGGAGGAUUCACGAGGAUUCAGACGCCAGCGCCAUGCUUAAAGGGUUUUAUGAUGAGAUAGGCACCCCGCUGCUGUCUGAUAUCAGGGUAAACUACACAGAGGACUUGGUCCAGUACGUCACCCAGCACCUCUUCACAAACUACUUCAACGGCUCCGAGAUCGUCAUCGCCGGCAAACUGACCAACCAGAGUGCCGAAUCCCUGCAUGUCCAGGUCACCGCCAGCAACAGCGACAAAAGCAUCGUCCUGGAGACGGAUGUAGCGCUGUGGCAGCGGGAGGCGGAGACGGAGCGGCACGUGAAGGAGGCAGCGGCCGGGGUGGGGCCUGGGGGGGCGGGGACGGAGACGGCGGGGUCGUUGGCGGAGGGUUUUGUGGAGCGCGUUUGGGGUUUCCUCAGUGUUAAGGAGGGGCUGAGGUCCAGGCUGAAGAGCCAGACCAGCAGUGAGAGAGAGGAACAUACCCAGCAGGCAACAAACCUAUCCCUGACCUACCACUUCCUCACCCCCCUGACCUCCCUGGUAGUGGAGAAACCUCAAGUGCUCGCCGACGGAACCAUGGCCCAGGACACCCCCACCCCCACCCUCGCAACCACAGAAACAGAUAAGAACGCUGUUUCAGCCAAUGAGCUGUCAGAGGUGACCGGAAUGGAAGAACACACCGCCCAGAGCCUGCACUUGAAGAAAGACCAGCUGGCCGUCCAAAGUUCAGCAGUUUCCAAGGCAACACGUGAUGUCGUGAAGGGGCCGGUCAAAAAGUCUGUCACCAUCUCCAAAACGUCAGCGGAUGGUGACCCCCACUUUGUGGUAGAGAUCCCCCUGAGUAAACUGACUGUGUGUUUCAACAUUAACGGAGAGCCAGGACACAUCCUCAGAAUGGUGACUGACCACAAACAUUCAGGAGUGACGGUGAACGGUAAGCUGAUCGGUGCCCCACCACCCCCGGGCAGCCACAAGCAGCAGCGGACCUACUUCAGCACCAUUACCAUCGUGGUGGAUCGGCCCAAGCGGGCCUACAUCGAGGUCACUCCGAAGAAGGUCAUCCUGGACGGACACGACCGCCUGGUCCUGCCUUGCGACACCACCGCAUCGGUGGAGAGCGGCGGGCUGGCCGUGGCGAUAGCGGGCAAGUCCAAUGUGACCGUCACCAUUGGAGGAACCAUUAGUUUUGUCAUACUGAUGCAUCAGUACAAAAACCCUGCUCCCUACCAGAGAGACCAUCUGGGGUUCUACAUCUCCAACAGCAAGGGGCUGUCACACGACUCUCAUGGACUACUAGGUCAAUUCCUGCAUGAGGAAGUGGGAUUGGCAUAUCUUCCUGGAAACAACACCACAACGGGAGGCAACAGCACAUCGUCACAGACACACAUCCUGAAGGUCAAGGGGCGUUCUGUGCCGGUGGUCCAGAAGACACGGCGUAUCUACGGUGGACGUCAGAGCGUCGACUGCUGGUUUGCCAGGAACAAUGCAGCCAAGCUGAUCGACGGAACAUAUGAGGACUAUGUGGUGUCACACCUGUUCGACUUGGCCGAUUGGCCCUGCGGAAGUAACAAAGCCUGGAACUGAAGCCAGUAAGGAGCCUGCAGAAGACUUGUCCUGCCCACGCAUGUAACUGUAGCCCAAAUACAGAUACAGCCGACAAACACUUUUCAUAGCGUCUGACUCUGGAUCUUUAAAUCUGUAAAACCCCACACAGUCUUUUUUUUUAAAUCCAAUAUACAAAAUCUUCUCCAAGCCCAUCUGUUUUACAUUGUAAAUAAUAGACAUAAUUUCAUUUGGGAAAGUGUUAAUUGAGGUAUCCCAUGCCCCUACACCUGUGUGUCUUUCAGCCACAGAAAUGAAUAGAGUGUGCAUCCUUAUCUACUCUGGUGAUCAUCAUGACAUGAGAAAUGAUUAGCCAGUGAAGUUAGAUGUCCCAACCACUGGACUGUUUUCAAAUGUUGGAAGCCAUACUGCCUCUGUCACUCUAUAGCAGUGCUUUCAACACACAUUCUGCUGCCACCUCCAGUAGUUUUUCACUUUUUCCUAAGGAGCGCUUGGAUUGAUUAGCCAAACGUCAGUACUCUCGAAUAUAUUUUUAUACUAUUUUUAAUAUAAUGGAAAUAAGGACAUUGUUUGGUGUGUCAUUUU
Messenger RNA from Esox lucius (northern pike), 3629 nucleotides. RefSeq names its product inter-alpha-trypsin inhibitor heavy chain 5 (gene itih5). Lineage: Eukaryota; Metazoa; Chordata; Actinopteri; Esociformes; Esocidae. Gene Ontology annotation, biological process: hyaluronan metabolic process. The coding region runs from base 54 to 3065 and encodes 1003 amino acids. Gene Ontology annotation, molecular function: serine-type endopeptidase inhibitor activity. The record is from RefSeq and is a predicted model, not a curated record. The transcript is spliced from 14 exons.